AUGGCCGGUCAUGGUAAACCGGUGCCUACUAUGGAGAUAGAAUAUGUGAGGUCAGUUGUUGUCUUUCCACCUGCUGUUGAUCAAAUACCAACUCUCCAGAACUUCAGAGUUUUGCGUGUACUGGAUUUACGUGAUUGUGAUCUUUCACAAGGUAAUAGCCUUAGAUACCUUGUACAUUUGCUUCAUUUGAGGUACCUUGGACUAAGAAGGACAUGUAUUUAUCAGCUCCCUGAAGAAAUAGGAAACCUACAGUUUUUACAAAUAUUAGAAGUAGCAGGAAACAGAAUUACUAGCUUGCCGUUGACUAUUGUUCAGCUAACAAAUUUGAUGUGCCUACGCAUAGAUGAAGAGAUGAAAGUGCCGAAAUGGCUUGGGAGUCUGACAGCCCUUGAAGAUCUUUCAUCAUUAGGAAUCCGCAAUGACUCCAGAGACAUAAUAGAAGAGUUGGGCCAUCUUACAGAGCUGAAGGUGCUGGAGAUUAUCAGCUUUACUAAAUGGAACGACGGCUUGGAUCAAUCUCUCAUUGAGUGCCUAAACAAGCUGCAUAAAAUCCAGAGUCUACAAAUCAUACAUUCUUGUGGAUGCAACUUGGAUGGUUGGGUCGUCAUCAACCCUCGACUUCUCCAUAGAUUGGUACUACGGGGAUGCUGGUUAUCUACACUGCCUGCUUGGGUGAAUCCCUUGCUCCUUUUGAACCUCUCCUUCUUUGACAUCAGGGCGAGGAGGGUGCAGCAGGAGGAUCUUGAAAUCCUUGGGAGAUUGCCUGCUCUCUGGUAUCUAGAUCUCACAGUGGACCAUGAGGAUCUUGGGAUUCACGGGAGAUUUGCUGUUGGUGAUUGUUCAUUCCCAUGCCUGGAACGCUACACGUUCCGGGGAUUUAGUGGGUCUGUUGUGUUUCAGCAAGGAGCUAUGCCGAGGCUCACAGAACUUCAGUUGCAACUCCUUGUGCGGCAGACCAGAGAAAUCAACGGUGGCUUUGACUUGGGCCUGGGUAACCUGCCUUCGCUGCAGGAUGUCCGCAUUUGGUUCAGAUCUGGAGGGGCCAGCACAGAGGAGGUGAAGGAAGCAAAAGCCACAGCGAUGCAGGCAAUUAGAGUUAGGGAAUACUUUCUCUGA
Molecule: messenger RNA, 1116 nt
Organism: Miscanthus lutarioriparius
Lineage: Eukaryota; Viridiplantae; Streptophyta; Magnoliopsida; Poales; Poaceae
Source: the annotation of a GenBank genome assembly